AUGAUUGAGCAACUUAGAAUUGUGUUUAAAGUUCAGGCUAAACAAGAGAGUGAGGGUCAAAUCUCCAAGAAGAAAACCAGUAAUGAUACCGGUCAGGGGAAAGGAAAAGCUACCAAGAAAGGUAAUGGAAAGGGAAAGGGUAAAGGGAAGCCUCCUGUUACCAAACCAACUUCCAAGCCCAAACCUGUUGCUAACUCUGAUUUCUUUCAUUGCAAUGAAAAAGGACACUGGAAACACAACUGUCCCAAGUACAUAGAGGAAGUUAAGAAAAAUAAGGCCAACCAGGGACUAAAGAAUGUUAGAGAACUUAGAGAUGGAGAUUUGGAACUCCAUAUGGGCAACAACGCUCGCGUAGUUGUCAAAGCCAUAUGA
Messenger RNA from Lactuca sativa (garden lettuce), 372 nucleotides. The record is from RefSeq and is a predicted model, not a curated record. NCBI's taxonomy places the organism in Eukaryota, Viridiplantae, Streptophyta, Magnoliopsida, Asterales, Asteraceae.